Penicillium canescens is the source of this 369-nucleotide messenger RNA. RefSeq lists its product as uncharacterized. The transcript has a single exon. Bases 1 to 369 code for a protein of 122 amino acids. Lineage: Eukaryota; Fungi; Ascomycota; Eurotiomycetes; Eurotiales; Aspergillaceae. The record is from RefSeq and is a predicted model, not a curated record.
AUGUCCCCGUAUCAGAAAUACGGAUCGUCGAUCUGGGAAGCACCCAAGAAAUCGAAGAAACGGGGCGUGCAAUUCCCUAAAUACUCCAAGCCGCCUUCGUCUCUGACUCUCAGACCGGAGGCAUAUCCAUACCCCGGUUCCGCUCCGGUUAUGAAUGCUUCCCAGAUCACAUUUGUAAAUCCAACGCCGCCACUUUCUCCGCCACUCAAGACGCAGCUUUUGCAGAAUACCCGUGGUGCGGUGAAGGCUCUGCAAGGCAAGAAGAAUUCCGAGUCGAAGGAGGAGAAGAGGAGGGAGUUAUUGAAGGCCCAGAUUAAGUUUGUUGGACCUGUUAAUCCUCAUACUUAUGGGAGGGAUCCUUGGGUUUGA